AUGAUGUGGUGGAAUGUGGGAUCAGACAUCGCCCAUGUCUUCUGCACCCAAGGCGCGGCCACCGUGAUCAAGGGCUACUCCCCUGAGCUCAUAGUGCACCCCUACCUGCCAGCUGGCGAGGAUAGGGACGAUACUGAGAAGGCAAGGGAGGGGCCAGGGCUUCUGAGCAAGGAGGCCGAGGACGAAGUGGUGGAGAGGGCGAUCCGGGCCAUCACCCCCUGGCUGCCCAAGUUUGAUGCGGUGGUGGUGGGCCCUGGCCUGGGCCGAGAUGACCUCGUCCUGCGCACCGCCUCCAGAGUGCUCCAGGAGGUGGUCGAGCGCGGCAUCCCGCUCGUCGUCGAUGCAGACGGUCUCUGGAUGGUGAAUUCGGCCCCCGCCCUGGUCAAAGGAAAGCACGGCGCCAUCGUCCUCACACCCAAUGUGGUGGAGUUGGGCAGGCUGGCGGAGGCCCUAGGCGUUGAGGCCAAGGGCGCUGACGCUGCACGACGGCUCGCUCGGGCCCUGGAUGGGCCGGCGGUGCUGCAGAAGGGGCGGGUCGACGUGGCGGCUGAUGCGCACGGCCAGCUGGAGUGCGAGGAGCCGGGCUCGCUGCGCAGGGGUGAUGUGCUAUCGGGCUGCCUGGCAGCAUUCAUGGCAUGGAUGCAGCGUGGACAGGAGUCAUGGGCUGGUGAUGGGACGCGACAGGGGCCGCCUGCCGCCCUGCUGGCCUGCUAUGGAUCAUCCCUGAUUGUCAGGAAGGCCGCACACAGGGCGUAUGCAUGCAAGGGACGAGCGAUGGGGGCCCCAGACCUCAUUGACCAGCUGGGCCCAGUCGUGGAUGACCUUGUUGGCGAUCAUUAG
This is a messenger RNA of Auxenochlorella protothecoides, 840 nucleotides long. RefSeq names its product ATP-dependent (S)-NAD(P)H-hydrate dehydratase. NCBI's taxonomy places the organism in Eukaryota, Viridiplantae, Chlorophyta, Trebouxiophyceae, Chlorellales, Chlorellaceae. The record is from RefSeq and is a predicted model, not a curated record. Gene Ontology annotation, biological process: metabolite repair. Gene Ontology annotation, molecular function: ATP-dependent NAD(P)H-hydrate dehydratase activity. The transcript has 7 exons. The coding region runs from base 1 to 840 and encodes 279 amino acids.